Molecule: messenger RNA, 1017 nt
Organism: Corticium candelabrum
Lineage: Eukaryota; Metazoa; Porifera; Homoscleromorpha; Homosclerophorida; Plakinidae
Exons: 2
Coding region: 1-762 (253 amino acids)
Source: RefSeq, a predicted model, not a curated record
AUGGGGACGGGAGCAAGUGCAAAAGGUCCUCGACAGUCCGUCGUCCUCGCCGUCAGUCCACGCGUAGCGUACGCCCAAAAAACAGGCGAUAAAGGUUGUUUGGAUUCACCGGCGCUGCUAGAUUUAGGCCACGGUACAGUACGAUACAGACAGGCAACACAAAACGAAAACAAGAAAACAGUUGCAAGUCAAUCAGAUACCAGAGGUGAUCGGGAAUGUAAGGAGAAAGUCAAGACGGGCUAUUUCUAUCAUGCUAAGAUAAACAACUUCUCACAAGUCGAACCGGAGGAAAACUUCAAGACAUUCUAUGUGGCGAAGGGACCGAAGAGUGAGAGGAGUAAGCUGUUUUAUGUAUAUGGAAAAGGAUUUGGAGGUGAGCCUGAUCAAGGGUUGAGAACAACGCCUUACAGACCACAGGGAGUUGGAUAUAAAUGGCCCGCGUCAUUUGAGAACCUCUCAUUCUCGGUAACAGUUCGUGCUGACCAAGAACCACUGGGAGAUGAUUCUGACCCUGACGAUGAUCUCUCUACCACCAACAGCGAGCAGAUAGAUGAGCAUCUGGAAGUAGCCGUAAGAGACACAGACACCGUGCUUGAUCUAAAACAGAAGCUGUCACAACGAUUUCUACGCGGCACUGACAAAAUAGAGUUAACGAGUGACAGGAAAGUACUGGCAGAUGACACUCUAAUGCACAGAUUGAAGCCGAAAAAAGCAGGUCUGUGGAACAGGUUCCAUGUCCAACUGACUCUCUCUUACCACUAAAUUGUAAAUAAGUACAGUGGAUAAUAAGUGACAUAUAAGGGUGUCAACUGAUGUGAAUAUAAAAGAAAACUAGAGAGUAAUUUUGACUGGGAGCGAUGCUGCGCCUUCUCUCUGCCAGUAGUCGGUCGCUGCAACUUUGUAGUAGACUGUGACGCCAGCAACUGAUUUCAAGUCUGGCACUUGAUGUGACAGUAGAGUAAAGAUGCUAUUGUGCGUUGAUACUCGCUUGUAGCCGACGUCACGUGAGAGUGAGUA